UUGACAAGCUUAUCAAAAACAAAAACAACCAAAUUAAAGUGAAUCAUUUUUCAAGUUUUGUUAUCGAUUUCAGCCACAGAGAAAUGGGAAAGUUUUUAAGGAAUUAAUCGUGAUUAGAACUUCAGAGAUAGUGCGUGCAUUAAUCUUUAAGAAAUAAGCCCAAAAUGGCGUCCAUGUUCGACCAGUACUCGUCGGCAUUGAUCCGCGAGAACACCAACGAACCUGACCCAUCGAACCAGCCCCAAUCGUCGGGAUAUGUGAGCGUCCGCAUCAAGAAGGAACCACCCAUUUUUUCGAAGCAGAAGAUGAAUCUGAACCUUCCGGCUGGUAUCCUCUUCCUAUCGGUGCAGAACGAUUGGGUCAUAAUCCUGAUGACCAAUCUGACCAUCCUGCGGAUGAACAUCAAACAGCCGGACAAGUUCACCGAGGUGCCCAUCGAUAAGUACGUCGGUGGCUUCAAGUCGUGCAAUCUGUUCCUGGAUCCCCUGGGGGCGCAUCUGUUCAUAACGCUAUCGCCGAAAACUCCGGGGCUCACACACGAAGUACUCUAUUUGCAGCGCAACAGCUUCAAGCCAAAAUUUAUUCCUAAGCUGAAAGAUCAGGAAAUUACAGCCAUCGGGUUCAACUAUCUGAAUAACUCGGAAAUGAUGACCGGUCCUAUCCUGCUGGGAACGAGUAAGGGAAUUAUCUGGGAGGCCGACAUCGGAAUAGACAGUGGCGAUAAGUUAGUGCAGCAGAAUAUAAGACAAGUGUUUGAUAUGAGGCGCACCGAUGGCAAACCAAAUCCAAUAACAGGAAUUGAAUUCCAUAUGCGUCAAGCUCAGAAGAAUAUCCAUUGCAUGAUUUUGGUACUAACGUUAGAGAGAAUAUACAAGUUUCAAGAUACACUAGCCUCGUCGGAUUCAAAAAUGGCAUCAGGUCAGCUACAGAAGGUGUUUGAGCCAUACUUGAACAUUCCCGAGGACUGUGUCUGCAACUUUCAGAUCGUGAGAAGUCAACUGAACUACUCGAAGCUGGCGUUCAACCACGAAGAAGAUUUCCCCAAGAGUUUCGGAAGCUUGACCGAGGACGGUAUCAACUUUCAGGAAAUCAAUCCCAAAAUGAACACCCUGGAGUUCGUGCCGCAGGAAAUGAUUCCGUACCCAACACAGGAGGACAUUGCUCAGCAGCCGGAAAAUUCCUACAAAAUGACUCGGAAAAUGAACACACCGCUGUCGUUCGUCCUGACGGAUUUCCACGCCAUUUUGCUGUACGUGGACCACGUUACGGCCAUUUCGCUGCUGAACUAUCAGGUCGUCUACGAGGAGUACUUUGUCGAACAGUACGGCAAACUGUGCAAUGUGGUGAGGGAUGUACGUUCUAACGUGACAUAUGUUUACAGCAACAAGAUGAUUUUUAGAUAUAAGAUCAACAACGAACAGCGCAACGCCUGGCGACUGUACGCCGAACGGCAAAAGUAUGACUUGGCGCUACAAUACUGCAACGAUAAUCCCGCCCAUCGGGAUAUUGUACUGGUCAAGCAGGCUCAAUCCUUCUUCGACAUGGGCGACUACUUGGAGGCGGCUCGUAUCUACUCCGACACGCAGCUCAGCUUUGAAGACGUCUGCCUCAAGUUUCUAAAGCGCAAUCAGAACGACGCGUUGAUGUUGUAUCUGAAGAACCGCUUAGCCAAGCUGAAGUCGCAGGAGAAGACGCAAAUUACGAUGCUCAUCGUUUGGAUGGUGGAGCUGUAUUUGGUGGAAAUUUCCCGAAGCGCUGGGGAGCGCGAGAGGGAGCUCCAGAAGGAAUUCGAUGCGUUCAUGCAAACGGCUAUCGUGAUCGAUUGUAUGAAGAAGAAUCGAUCGGUCAUUUACGAUCUGAUGGCCUCGCAUGGAGAUAGUCACAAUCUGGCAGCACUGACUACGAUACACCAGGACUACGAAAGCGUUAUUCAACAGUACAUUAAUCAGAAUCGAUUCGACGAUGCUUUGUCAGUGCUGCGUGCUCAAAGUCGUCAGGAAUUGAUCUACAAGUACGCUCCUAUAAUCAUGGAAGAACUACCAACGGAAACCAUUGGCGUACUGAUCAACCAAGGAAAACGGCUAGAUCCUAUUAAGCUCAUCCCUUCCUUACUGUGCUUGGACAGCGCAAAACACAUCGCAGAUAUAGUCAAAUAUCUUGAGUUCUGCAUCCAUUCUAUUCACUGCGCAGAAUCAGCUAUCCACAACUAUUUGAUUCAGCUCUAUAGUGAACAUUUCCCCGACAAACUGCUAACGUUUUUGGAAACGCAAGGCAAAGAAAUCACCAUGAUCAGUUACGAUGCUCACUAUGCGCUGAGAAUUUGCCUAAAGCGCCAAAUCAGGGAUGCCAGUGUCUUUCUGCAGACCUUGCUGGACAUGUGGGUACCAGCGGUAGAGCUGGCAUUGACCUUCGAUAUCCAGCUCGCUAAAUUUACCGCAUCGCAGCCGUCCGAUAAAAGCCUCCGCAAAAAGUUGUGGCUCAUCAUUGCCGAGCAGGAAAUUCGCGGGAAACAGGAAAACGUCCAAGAGGCCCUGCAGAUACUCAAGGAGUGCGAUCUCCUACGCAUCGAAGAUCUGCUACCGUAUUUUUCGGACUUCCAGAAGAUCGACCACUUCAAGGAAGCGAUUUGCGAAUCACUCAAGGAGUACAACAUCAAGAUCCAGGAGCAGCGGAAGGACAUGGAGGAUUCGGCCAUAUCGGCUGAGCAGGUUCGCAGCAAGCUGCAAACAUUCCGUAAUCGAUCGGUCACCAUCGGGGCUCAGGAGCAGUGCGCCAUCUGUGGGGUGUAUCUUCUAAUGAAACCGUUCUUCAUAUUCCACUGUGGACACAAGUUCCACGCUGAUUGUCUGGAGGCUCAACUAUUGCCUCAGCUAAAGCCGGAAGUAUUGCACCAUCUGGAAAAUUUGAAACAGCAGCUUACGGUGGCGCAGAACCAACCGCAGGACACCGUUAGUGGGAUCUCGAACAGUAAGGAGCACCUCAAGAGUCAAAUCGAAGACAUUCUCGUGUCGGACUGUCUCUUCUGCGGCGAGGUAAUGAUAAGCACCAUUGACAAGUCGUUUAUAGACAACUGGGAACGCGUGGAUAGCGAUUGGCAGUAGUAUAAACGUUAGAGUAAUAUAUUGCACCACCCUGCGAAUAUUAUGUUUAUUGAAAUAAUUCAUCAAAUAAGUCACAAUAAAAUGUUUUCCAUCAUUA
Messenger RNA from Aedes aegypti (yellow fever mosquito), 3198 nucleotides. It is a transcript of the gene dor, whose product is annotated as vacuolar protein sorting-associated protein 18 homolog. The record is from RefSeq and is a predicted model, not a curated record. Gene Ontology annotation, biological process: organelle fusion; endosome organization; intracellular protein transport. Lineage: Eukaryota; Metazoa; Arthropoda; Insecta; Diptera; Culicidae. Gene Ontology annotation, cellular component: HOPS complex; endosome. Bases 165 to 3101 code for a protein of 978 amino acids. Gene Ontology annotation, molecular function: protein-macromolecule adaptor activity. The transcript has 4 exons.